AUGAAUAUCCUACAGAACAGAUCUUCGUCUUUUAAUUCAAAUGUCUUUUCAAACACUAGCUUGGAAAAUCAGCAAUUGCCAAAAACAAUAGCAUACAGUGUCCUCUUCUUAGCGUCAGUUAUUGGGAAUUCUCUCAUCAUUGUGGUCAUUCACAAAGACACUAGAUUGAAAACAACAAAUAACUUUCUAAUAGCUAACAUGGCUGUCAGCGAUCUCCUCUCGACGCUAUUUAUCGUGCCAUUGAGAGUUUCAAAAAUYUACUUUGGAAACAGAUGGUUCAUUCCUGGKAACAUUGGUGUUGCUUUGUGCAAAUUUGUCUCUUUUGUGCCUGAUGUCUCGACCUCAGUAUCUUUUUAUAGCUGCCUCUUCAUCGCCAUUGACCGGUAUUUUGCCGUUUCMAAUCCACURAGGGGAGGCUUCAKSAAGUCUCGACUUAAGUGGAUCAUCCCAGGAAUUUGGAUUUUCUCAGCUGCUAUAGUAUCUCCUUAUUUCUAUUUCCGUAGCUUGGCUGGAAAGGCAGAUGCACUAGUUUGCCUAUCUCAURGUUCUGGUGACCAAAUACACAGAUAUKUUCUGAUUGCYCUAAACGUUGGAGUCCCUUUUCCCAUUAUAACAACUCUAUACGUCAUGAUUGUGUUCAAGCUUCGCCGCCACAAGGCUCCUGGAAGACAACACUCAAUUACAAGAAGAAAGAGGGAMAUUCAGCGACGAAAGGUUUUGAAAGUGUCUGCUGCAAUUGUAGCUGUGUUGUACUUUUGCUGGAUUUUUGUUGUAAUUGUUAUUAUUUUACACUCGUUAGGWAAAGCAAAUGAAAUCCCUUYAUUAACCUGGGCUAAUUUAGAGUUUUCCUCUAUGUUUAUAGCACACAUGAGUCUAACUUCAAACUUUUUUGUUUAUCUUUUUUUCAACGGCAUUUACCGAGAAAACUUCAAAGCAAUAGUUUCGACUUGUAGUACAGGCAGCGUAUAUAAUCGUGACCGCCAAAGUAGGAAAAGAAAUACCUUGGUAACAAUGAGCUCGAGGUUUAAUUCAUCUCGGUAAAAAAAAACCUGUUGUGGGACGACAUUAUAUAGUCAUAUAGUCAUAUAUUUAAGUGAUUUCAGYUUUGUGGUUUGGGAAAUAAAUUAAGAGAAU
Messenger RNA from Exaiptasia diaphana, 1134 nucleotides. RefSeq names its product substance-P receptor-like. The record is from RefSeq and is a predicted model, not a curated record. Gene Ontology annotation, molecular function: G protein-coupled receptor activity. The coding region runs from base 1 to 1041 and encodes 346 amino acids. Lineage: Eukaryota; Metazoa; Cnidaria; Anthozoa; Actiniaria; Aiptasiidae. The transcript has a single exon. Gene Ontology annotation, cellular component: membrane. Gene Ontology annotation, biological process: G protein-coupled receptor signaling pathway.